This is a messenger RNA of Malaclemys terrapin pileata, 3425 nucleotides long. It is a transcript of the gene MARCHF7, whose product is annotated as membrane associated ring-CH-type finger 7. The transcript is spliced from 12 exons. The record is from RefSeq and is a predicted model, not a curated record. Gene Ontology annotation, cellular component: nucleus. Gene Ontology annotation, biological process: protein autoubiquitination. NCBI's taxonomy places the organism in Eukaryota, Metazoa, Chordata, Testudines, Emydidae. Bases 304 to 2574 code for a protein of 756 amino acids. Gene Ontology annotation, molecular function: zinc ion binding; ubiquitin binding; ubiquitin conjugating enzyme binding.
GGCUAUGACUGGCGACUCGGAGUUGUCGCCAUUGUGAGUUCUGCAGGCGGAGGCGGCUGGGCCGCCCGCAGCGGGGGGUGUCUGGGACGGGACUAGAGGAGACGCGACGCAGGCUCGGAGGCACUGAUGGAUUGUGAGAAGGGUAAGACAGUGGCUUCUUGGCUUGCCAGUACUGUAGUUGGAGAAACAACGCCAUCUUUUACCCCUCUGCUACACCUAAGCGUUUAGGAGGCAAUGGGAUUUAGAGAAGCUUCAGCCCCUCUCAUCAAACUUAGGACUGUCAUAAGAAAGUGAACACUCAGAAUGGAGUCUAAACCUUCAAGGAUUCCUCGAAGGAUAUCAGUUCAACCCUCCAGUUCCUCCUCUUUAAGUGCUAGAACAUUGUCUGGAAGCAGAGGAAGCAGUUUAACUGAUGCAUAUCAUACAAGAGAAUCUUCACUGAGACUGGAUUCUGGAUGUCAGGAAUCCAGUCUGUUGCAUAGUUCCAGUAGAGACUGGGGAAUUGGAGAAAGAGGAGAAGCUCAUGAAACUCCUUGGAAGCUUACUAGUUCCUCUCCAACUCACUACUCGGGGACACUUGAUCGUCCAUGGUCUGGAAGAUUUUUGGGAAGCAGAAGCAGAUUGUCUACAUCCUCCUCCUCUCCUCUUUCAUCUACUUGGUAUGGUGAAUCUGAGAGAACUCAGGGAGCAUACUCAAGACUACAUAACCAGCAGCGGGAUAGUGAUUCAAAGAGACCUAAGCUUUCCUAUACAUCUACCUCUUCUGUGAGAAGUAAUGGCUUAAAUGCAGUUUCAGAUUCCUCAUGGAGGUAUAAUCAAGUUCCUAGAUCUUCGUCAGUGGUACUCAGUUCUCUGGGAACUGAGCUAGUGAGAGAGAGGAGAGAGCUAGAAAGGAGAACAGAUCCAUCUGUUAGUAGUCUUGUGGAUUAUAGUCACAGGAGUGGUGACUUUACAUCUUCAGCAUAUCUUCAGGAUAGACCUGCCUCUUCAUAUGCACAGGGAGCAAGACCAAAAGAUAAUUCAUUGAGCACUUUGAGGCUGAAUACAUCCAUGAACCGCCAGUUGCCUUCUGAACAUGAUUCAUCUUUAUUCUCUGGAGUCUCUAGCAGGAGCUCUUCAAGAUCUAACUAUUCUACAAGGGAAAUGGAAUCUUCUCAAAGGAAUAUACAGCCAGAGUUUACCCACAUUGCCAUUAGAGAUGAAAUUCCCUCCACAAGCAGCACUGAAAGGGUUGCGUCUCAAAGGUCACUCAGUGAGCCUCCAGCAGAUACUGAAGGAAGGCGUACAACUAGACAAUUACUAUCUCGUUUAGCUUCUAGUAUGUCAUCUACAUUUUUCUCACGGAGGUCUAGCCAAGACUCAUUAAAUGCAAGAUCAUCAGAUUCUGAAGAUUCAUGUGUUGUCCCAAGAGUUCAAACUUCUACCCAAUCUAGCACUAAUGCAACUGCACGUCCUGAAGUUCCAGGCCUUCAGACACCUGAAGCUUCUCAGGGAUUUAGCUUUCUGAGACGAAGAUGGGGCUUAUCAGGUGUUUCACAGAAUCAUAGUUCUGAUUCAGAUGCUGAAAGUUACAGACAAGAGCCUGAAAGUAGAAAUACAGGAUCCUGGUUAUCGUCAUCUCUAAGAAAUAGAUGUACACCUCUGUUCUCCAGAAGAAGGCGAGAAGGAAGAGAUGAAUCUGCAAGAACCUCUACCUCUGAAACACCUGCUAGAUCACUACACCUCUUUAGGAGAAGAGAGUCUAGCGAAGAGACUCCUCUUGAAGCACAGAGCAGCUCCCCUAGGGCUGCUGCCAACAGACCACCAACACCAGCAGUAUCUAGCAGUCCUACAACUACUGCUUCCACACCAGAUUCAGCUCAUAGUAGAAGUAGUUCUGGAAUAUCAGGAAUUCUUCCCGGCUCUUUAUUCCGGUUUGCAGUGCCCCCAGCAUUAGGGAGCAGCAUAUCUGACAAUGUGAUGAUAACAGUAGAUAUUAUUCCCUCAGGUUGGAAUCAACCUGAUGGAGAAGAAAGUGACAAGUCUAAAAUAUUACCUUCAAGAGACCCUGAAAGACUCCAGAAAAUUAAAGAGAGCCUCCUGUCAGAGGACACUGAAGAGGAGGAAGGUGAUUUAUGUAGAAUUUGCCAGAUGUCAUCUGCAUCUUCUACCAACCUCCUAAUAGAGCCAUGCAAAUGUACUGGAAGUCUGCAAUAUGUUCAUCAGGAAUGCAUGAAAAAAUGGCUGCAGUCCAAGAUUAAUUCUGGUUCUUCUUUGGAAGCAGUAACUACUUGUGAGCUGUGUAAAGAGAAGUUGCAUCUUAAUCUUGAGGAUUUUGAUAUUCAUGAACUCUAUAGGGCACAUGCAAAUGAACAAGCAGACUAUGAAUUUAUCAGCUCUGGUCUCUACCUUGUAGUAUUGUUACACUUGUGUGAACAACGCUUUUCUGAUAUGCUGGGAACUGCAAGUGAGGCCAGCACACGUGUCAGGUUUAUUAACCUUGCAAGAACUCUUCAGGCACAUAUGGAAGAUAUUGAAACUUCAGAGGAUGAUUCCGAAGACAGUGAUGCUGGCAGAAGUUUUGACACUGCUUAAUGCUGCAAGAGCCAAACAGAAGUGAUGCAAAGAUGCUGAACUAGCAAGAAAGUACCAUCAAUAUGCAUUUAUUUUUUGCUCUCUUUAGUAGAAAGUGCAUUGAAUAUUACUAUAGUUUUUAAAGCAUUACUGAACUCAAUCUGUUGCUGCAUACCGGAACAUAAACAACGAAUUUGAAAACUAUUCAGCAAGGUGUGCAAGAGUUAGAUAUACAACGCUGUAUCCCCUUUGAGAUGGGAUCUUAUGCCUUGUUUUGAAAAAGUAGAUUUUAAAUAUUUAAGGAAGUCAUAUCUCCCUUUAUAUUAAUGUCUUACUGUAGUCAAUUAGAUUGCUGGAUUGGUCUAUCAAGUUUUUCUCCUAUACUGGUAAUUGUGUGUUUUGGGGUGGCGGGACCCAUGUACUUAUAGCAUAAAUUUUCCUUUUAAAAAUGCUUAUGUUGUAGUUUCUUAUAAUCACUUGCUUCCAGUGUUCACAUAGGAUGAAUGGGUACUGUAAAACUACAGUGUUCAGUUUCCAAAUUUUAUUUGAAGAGUGUUAAACUCAAUAGCAAUAAGAACUUGCAAGGGGCUUCUACUAUUAAAGUGUUAAUGAUGGCUUUUUUAUGUACUGAUUUGGAAAUUUGAGAUUAUAUUUGAUAUUAUGUGGAUAUUCCAUUAAGGAAAUAUUGCAGCUGUAAACUCUUGCAUUUUGGCAUUCCUGGCAGAAAUGCAACUUGAUAGGAUUUAAAAUCUUAAUUGACCUGUUUAGUUUAAAAACCUUUUUUAGAUCCCACAUUCACUGUUAAAGCACUGGUUAUAUCAAUGUGUUUUCUAGUGUUGUCACUUCUUUAUAAAUAAAGAUGAUGCAUAGAA